Messenger RNA from Cheilinus undulatus (humphead wrasse), 1926 nucleotides. Its product is annotated as beta-1,4 N-acetylgalactosaminyltransferase 2-like. The record is from RefSeq and is a predicted model, not a curated record. The transcript is spliced from 12 exons. NCBI's taxonomy places the organism in Eukaryota, Metazoa, Chordata, Actinopteri, Labriformes, Labridae. Gene Ontology annotation, biological process: UDP-N-acetylgalactosamine metabolic process; UDP-N-acetylglucosamine metabolic process. The coding region runs from base 1 to 1926 and encodes 641 amino acids.
AUGGCUUUUAGCCUCGGCCAUAGGAAGCUGGUGCUUUCUGCUGUCAUCAUCCUGCUGGUGUUUUAUAUGUUCAUAUCCUACACCGACCCUGUCAAGGUGAUGACUAAUAUUUACAAGACAGACGAAUCACCACGUCUAAGUCUUCUGAAGUCCACUCAACAGAUCUCCAUGUUAAAAGAAGAUAUUAGCAAAACAUAUUUAAGUGCAGCUAAUUCAACGGCAAACUUGCAGCAUCAAUCAAUCAACCAAUCUCUGGAGCAGAACCAGACUGAUGAUGACAGGGCAGAGACCUGGAGAAACAACCAGACUGAUGAUGGCAGGGCAGAGACCUGGAGAAACAACCAGACUGAUGAUGGCAGGGCAGAGACCUGGAGAAACAACCAGACUGAUGAUGACAGGGCAGAGACCUGGAGAAACAACCAGACUGAUGAUGAAAGGGCAGAGACCUGGAGAAACAACCAGACUGAUGAUGAAAGGGCAGAGACCUGGAGAAACAACCAGACUGAUGAUGAAAGGGCAGAGACCUGGAGCAGCACAACACUGAGAGCCUCAACAGCCUCUUCAGCUUCCUCACAGCCUCUGCUCUUUUCAUCUUCAAGUUGCCCCCUCACUGAAGAUUUGGAUAUGUGGUUUAUGGCAAUGCCACCUAGACCUUACAAUUCGUGCACUUGUGUCGAUCACUCUACAUUCUUCGAGCACCGCUUCCCCACAGAUGAGUACAAGGAGCUGAAAAGCCGCCGAGCCAAGGAGUUUCAAAAGCACAAAGCCAGGACACAAUCUGUUUUGUCUAAACUGCUGUUUGCUGCUCCCAACUCUCCUCUACAUUACCCCAUCCAGGGCUUCACUGUACGACCUCUGACCCCCACCGUUAUACCAGGUUUGCAGCUUCAUGCAGAAGAAAGAAAGAGCUACAGGGUAACCUUAAAGGUGACCAAAGGAGUGCUGACCACUAAAGCUCCACCGGAACAUGUUAACGUUGUUGGUACUGGUACGAAUGAGCUGAUUAUUGAGUCUAACAACAAACAUAACUUCAGCUACCUGCUGACAACAGUGACAUAUACGAGCACCAUCUACCAUGUAAACACCGGAGACCUUGUGUUAUUCACAUUCGAGAACCAUGAAGCCGUGUUUCCCAUUACCAUCAGAGAGCCGCCAGUUCCAGUGCUGUAUGACAUGGGGCAUGAUAUCAAUUCUCAAGUCACCAUCAUCACCAAGACGUUUCUUCGGUACUCAAAACUCAGGGUGUUGUUGAGCAGCAUCCGUAAGUUCUACAGCAAAAUCACCAUCAUCAUUGCAGAUGACAGCUUGGAGCCACAGAAGGUGACUGGAGAGAACAUCCAACACUACAUCAUGCCUCCUGCGCAGGGCUGGUUCGCAGGCAGGAACCUUGCAGUCUCCCAGGUAACAACCAAGUACUUCCUGUGGGUGGAUGAUGAUUUCGAGUUCACAGAGAAUACGAAGAUAGAGAAGAUGGUGGAAGUGAUGGAGGCAGUUCCAGACUUAGAUGUGCUGGGUGGAGCCAUGAAAGGAAGUCGGCUCUCCUUCACUGUCUUGUAUGAAGAGGGAAAUGAAAUUGAGGGGGGUUGCCUUUACAGAAAAUCUGCAGGAAGGUUCCAGCCACUUCCUGGUCACCCAGGAUGCUUUCAUGUCAGUGGAGUGCUAAACUUUUUCCUUGCUCGUACUGAUGCCGUAGAGAAAGUGAGAUUUGACCCCAAGCUCCAAAGAGUAGCCCAUUCAGAGUUCUUCAUCGAUGGUUUUGGCUCACUGAUGGUUGCCAGCUGUACCCAUGUCACGAUUAGUCAUCAGCCUAGAGGAGGAAAUACAGCGAGCUACGGUCGUUUCCGUCAUCCUGGAAAAAAGGAUGAGAUGAUGAAAGAAAGACUUCACUUCUUUAAAAACAACCUGAGGUGUAUCCGCUAUGGAUAG